Messenger RNA from Suncus etruscus (white-toothed pygmy shrew), 471 nucleotides. Its product is annotated as ribonuclease 7-like. Lineage: Eukaryota; Metazoa; Chordata; Mammalia; Eulipotyphla; Soricidae. Gene Ontology annotation, molecular function: RNA nuclease activity; nucleic acid binding. Gene Ontology annotation, biological process: defense response to fungus; defense response to Gram-positive bacterium; defense response to Gram-negative bacterium. The transcript has a single exon. Bases 1 to 471 code for a protein of 156 amino acids. The record is from RefSeq and is a predicted model, not a curated record.
AUGGCAGCAACCAGAGCACAAUACUGCCCCCUGCUGCUGUUCCUGCUGCUGGCACUGUGGGUGGCCCAGCGCCCUACCAGUGCCAAGCCCAAGAACAUGACCUCAGCUCAAUGGUUUGAAACCCAGCAUGUGCAGCCAAGCCCAAAGAGAUGCAGCGUGGCCAUGAGUCACAUCAACCAGUACACAAAACGCUGCAAGAGCCUCAACACCUUCCUGCAUGAAUCUUUCUCCAGCGUGACCAGGACCUGUCAAACCCGCAACAUAGCCUGCAAGAAUGGCCGGGAAAACUGCCACCAGAGCCCAACGCCUGUGUCCUUGACCAGCUGUCAGCUGACCUCGGGAAAGUACCCAGAGUGCAGGUACAAAGAGAAGCAAAUGGAUGCAUCCUUCAUCAUUGCCUGCGAUCCUCCCCAAGCAAAAGAUGAUCAGAACUACAAGCUGGUUCCUGUACACUUGGAUAAAGUCAUCUAA